GAAGGGGACGUUGGGCGCAGCACCGCUUCCGGGGCGGCCCCUCUCCCGCCGCACUCCGACCUGGCGCGGCCAUCCGGCCCCCGCUCGCAGGCCCCACUGCUGCGCCCUCUCGGGGACGCGAAUGCCCCGAGCCGGGCGGGCGCCCGAGGAGGGAGGUCCCGCUCCAGGGGCGCGGAACUCCAGAUGCUUACGCCCAAAGCCCCUCGCCUGGCGCCAGCUGGUCCCGAACUUCGGGGCAUGGGCACCCAGGAAGGGGGCCGCGCGUGUUGGGAGGCCUGUCCUCUCGCCGCGACCCUCCAGGGCAGCCGGGGCACCCACCUGAGGAGCGGGAAGCCCAGGAACGCUCGAAGAGGGUGUGGCCUCAGGUAGGACGCGGCGGCGAACCCAGAGCGCGGGAGAAGUUGCCCAGGGUCGCCGGGGCCUCUGCCCGAGGGGCGCCCCGCUGCCUAACUCCUCUCCACCUGCUUGCCCCCAGCUCCCGCCCGCCCUUCGCCUCCGGGCCCUGGGGCCACAGCCGCGGGGACCUGCCUGCGGCUCCACGGCCCGGUGGCCGCCUCGCGGAAACCCGACCCGGAGAACCAGCUGGGUGCCGGCUGUGUGUAAUCACCUGGUUCACUGGCAUCGCAGAUGCACGCUCCAGAGCCGCGGGCCGACUCUCCUUUGUCGCGGGGCGGCGUGUGCCCACCCACACAUCCUGGAGAGCCCACGCGGAAGUCCGAAAACCCGUCACGUUGGAUGAUCUGUCCCAUGUGGACAGGGCCCCAAGACUGUGCUGAGGUAGCCCCUUGCGCAGGCAGGAAAGUGGGAUUUAAGGGAUUCCAGUUCCCUUGUCAGACCUUGCGCAGUCCUGAGUCCUGAGGACUUUCUAGCCUGAGAGUCCUAGGGCAGAAGACCCGCACCGACAGAAAGCUUCCAGGAGCGCCGCUGGGGCCUGUUCCGGAGCUCUCUGCCUGUGAUUUUGUUCCAGAGUCGGCAUCCCCUGCUUGUCCUCAGCAGUCCCUGCCUGAGAUCAGAAUGGCCAUUCCAAGGGGCUCACUCCUGGCUGCCCCCCGGGCCAUGUUUCUUUUGGGGUACCGGGUGUUUUCUAUAUUGGGGGAAGGGACAGGGAUCACCUGUCUCUUCCCCAAAUAAA
Molecule: messenger RNA, 1132 nt
Organism: Rhinopithecus roxellana (golden snub-nosed monkey)
Lineage: Eukaryota; Metazoa; Chordata; Mammalia; Primates; Cercopithecidae
Gene: PAK6-AS1
Product: chromosome 5 C15orf56 homolog
Source: RefSeq, a predicted model, not a curated record